AGUUGAGUUAAGACGAAUUAGAUUUACCAUGUUGAUUCUAGGACUUUUUUUCUUUCUUUUUUUUUUUUUUUUUUCCUUGCUUACCUACCCCUUCUGCCCUUGCAUCCCUUCUGCUUCAUGCCAUUGGCGAAUCAGACACGAGUUACACGAGAUUUCUCGGAGUCGUUUUGAUAACGGAGUUUUAUACUACCUACCUCUAGGCACUGAGGUGACCUAUCAGAAAACUCCGCGGACGAGAAGGGUGGGUGGGGUAGGUGCUAGGUAUGUAAGACUUCUAAUGCAAGUAAUACUCGUGUUACUCGAGACUGUCACUUUUUUUAUGCGGGUAAAUGCGUUAGUUAUCAGAUUGUAGUCGAUGUUGGCUUAGGUUAUCAAUUGAGCGGCGCGUAUGUAAUACGGACGGACGGACGAGAGGAACUACCUAAGGUACCUGAUAUUGUCGAGUUUAAAUAGUUUCUGUUCCCAACAAUAUCAGGCCCUGUAUGUGGUUUUCUUAUGUUGGGGUUGAGAUUAUCAACUUCAUACCAUAUUGUUCUUUUAUAUAUAUAAAAUCAAGGACGAGGCCGAGACUAGGUGAUUUUGUUAAUCAUUACACAAGAGUUGGUGAGUCUUCAGGCAUAGUUAAUAGCAGGAUACGAAUAUUAUAUGCGUCAAAGGUCAAAAAUGAUACACUGCGAGAUCUUCUCCGACGAGGCUAUUAUAAUAAGUUUACUAAUUGGUUGAAUACUUGUUACAUGUUGCUUUAUGAUACCACACUGGAUGAGAUAUCUUUUCUAAUGGAAAGCUUAAACGAGAUGAGACUCUAAAGUAGACAAUCUUUCUACCUGACACCUAAUUGAGCAGUUAGACACUCGAGUAUUAUAUGACACUGCUACGGCUACGACUUGAGGUGACAAGCUAUUUCUUUGUAUAC
Daldinia caldariorum is the source of this 913-nucleotide messenger RNA. RefSeq lists its product as uncharacterized. The coding region runs from base 29 to 352 and encodes 107 amino acids. The record is from RefSeq and is a predicted model, not a curated record. The transcript is spliced from 2 exons. NCBI's taxonomy places the organism in Eukaryota, Fungi, Ascomycota, Sordariomycetes, Xylariales, Hypoxylaceae.